GAUGGUCCACUUCCGUUCUGCUAAGAUGUCGGCCGCCAUAGCAGCGCUCGCUUCGUACGGCGUCUCGGACUCCGAUUCCGACUCGGAAGCGGAGGGCAGGCCCGGCCACUCGGCGGCUCCCGUCGCCGACGAGGAUGCGGUGCUGCACCUCGCCUCGUCUGCCCCGGCCCAGCAAGCGCUGCUGCCCGUCGUGGACUCGGCCCCGGCGGUGGCUGUCAAGCAUAGAUGGCUGACCUGUGACCCUGCAGGUGUUGCUCAGCUCCAGCUCCCAACAUCCCUGACUAGUUGCUGUGCUGGCUGGUGUCAAUAGAAGCUGGAGUCCAGCCGCAUCUGGAUGGCAGAAGGAAGAUGUGGAAACGGGAGUUCACCUUGACCCAACUACAAAGGAAGUUCAGUUCAACCCAACCUAUGAUACCAUGUUUGCACCUGAGUUUGGGCCGGUGAAUCCAUUUAGGACUCAGCAGAUGGCUGCACCUAGGAAUAUGCUUUCUGGAUAUACAGAACCAGCACACAUUAAUGAUUUCAUGUUUGAACAACAGAGAAGAACAUUUGCAACCUAUGGAUAUGCUUUGGAUCCCUCAAUAGAUAAUUAUGAAGUUCCUACUAAAUAUAUUGGUUCUGUUGAAGAAGCUGAAAAGAAUCAAGGUCUGACUGUGUUUGAAACAGGACAAAAGAAAACCGAGAAACGGAAGAAAUUCAAAGAGAAUGAUGCAUCUAACAUUGAUGGCUUCUUGGGACCGUGGGCAAAAUAUGUUGAUGAAAAGGAUGUUGCAAAACCUUCAGAAGAAGAACAGAGGGAACUGGAUGAAAUAACAGCAAAGAGACAAAAGAAAGGCAAACAUGAAGAUGAUAAGCCUGGAGAAGAGAAGACUAUUUUGCAUGUCAAAGACAUGUACGACUAUCAAGGGAGAUCCUAUCUUCAUGUUCCUCAGGAUGUUGGGGUUAACCUACGUUCAACAGUACCCCCUGAGAAAUGCUACCUUCCUAAGAAACAGAUCCAUGUAUGGUCUGGUCAUACAAAGGGAGUCAGCGCUGUCAGACUGUUUCCUCUUUCUGGCCACUUGCUGUUGUCUUCUUCCAUGGACUGUAAAAUUAAGCUCUGGGAAGUAUAUGGUGAACGAAGAUGCUUAAGAACUUUCAUUGGACACAGUAAAGCUGUUAGAGAUAUAUGCUUUAAUAAUGCUGGGACUCAGUUUCUCAGUGCUGCAUAUGAUCGGUAUCUUAAACUCUGGGACACGGAGACAGGACAGUGUAUUUCAAGAUUCACAAACAGGAAAGUUCCCUACUGUGUCAAAUUCAAUCCAGAUGAAGAUAAGCAAAAUCUUUUUGUAGCAGGAAUGUCAGAUAAGAAAAUUGUACAGUGGGAUAUUCGAAGUGGAGAAAUUGUUCAGGAGUAUGAUAGGCAUUUAGGUGCUGUUAACACCAUUGUUUUUGUGGAUGAGAAUAGAAGAUUUGUGAGUACAUCUGACGACAAGAGUUUAAGAGUCUGGGAAUGGGACAUACCAGUAGAUUUCAAAUACAUAGCAGAACCAAGUAUGCACUCAAUGCCAGCAGUGACUUUGUCUCCAAAUGGGAAGUGGCUGGCUUGUCAAUCGAUGGACAACCAGAUUUUGAUUUUUGGAGCGCAAAACAGAUUCAGGCUAAAUAAAAAGAAAAUAUUCAAGGGCCAUAUGGUGGCUGGGUAUGCUUGCCAAGUAGAUUUUUCACCUGACAUGAGCUAUGUUAUAUCAGGUGAUGCAGAUGGAAAACUGAACAUCUGGGACUGGAAGACAACAAAACUAUACAGUCGAUUAAAAGCCCAUGACAAAGUCUGUAUAGGUGCAGUUUGGCACCCACAUGAGACAUCCAAGGUAAUCACUUGUGGAUGGGAUGGUCUUAUUAAGCUGUGGGACUGAAGGCCAUACUGGAGAACUCUAAACUUCUCAUCACUUGGUGAACACCUGAGAUUUUGGAACACCUAUUCUGCAACAAAGAUGACCUGAUAUUAGAAUAUAAAGAUGGGUUUGCCUCAGGUAUUUCAGUAUUACAGUGCACAUAUACCAUAUGGGGAAUACAGAAGACUUCAUCUGAAAUGUUUCCAAUCUCAAACUAUUAUAAGCUGAAAGUGACCAAAUAAAGUGGUCUAAAUGGACUAUCCUUUGUAAGAUAUUUUAAAAUUAAAUUAAACUGAGGAGAUUUGUGUCUA
This is a messenger RNA of Podarcis raffonei (Aeolian wall lizard), 2185 nucleotides long. RefSeq names its product cell division cycle 40 (gene CDC40). Gene Ontology annotation, cellular component: catalytic step 2 spliceosome. The record is from RefSeq and is a predicted model, not a curated record. Gene Ontology annotation, biological process: mRNA splicing, via spliceosome. The transcript has 16 exons. Bases 417 to 1895 code for a protein of 492 amino acids. NCBI's taxonomy places the organism in Eukaryota, Metazoa, Chordata, Lepidosauria, Squamata, Lacertidae. Gene Ontology annotation, molecular function: mRNA binding; protein binding.